Messenger RNA from Helobdella robusta, 165 nucleotides. RefSeq lists its product as hypothetical. The record is from RefSeq and is a predicted model, not a curated record. The annotation marks the transcript as partial. Lineage: Eukaryota; Metazoa; Annelida; Clitellata; Rhynchobdellida; Glossiphoniidae. Gene Ontology annotation, molecular function: protein dimerization activity. The transcript has a single exon.
UUUCCCAAUGUGGAAACCCUUCUAAGAAUCUUUCUCACCAUUCCUAUAUCAAACGCAACUGGAGAACGGUCAUUUUCUGUGUUGAAAAGGAUCAAGAAUUACUUGUGGAAUUCCAUCAGCCAAUGUAAGCUGGAAGAUUUGUCUAUUUUAUGCAUUGAAUCAAAG